Messenger RNA from Solanum dulcamara, 2133 nucleotides. RefSeq names its product pentatricopeptide repeat-containing protein At4g01400, mitochondrial. Lineage: Eukaryota; Viridiplantae; Streptophyta; Magnoliopsida; Solanales; Solanaceae. The transcript has 3 exons. Bases 239 to 1678 code for a protein of 479 amino acids. Gene Ontology annotation, molecular function: protein binding. Gene Ontology annotation, cellular component: chloroplast. The record is from RefSeq and is a predicted model, not a curated record.
UAAUAUACACAUAGUAGUAUACCCGCUUGGCCCUGAGAUUCUACUCUCUGGCUUCCGCAAACAAACCUGUGGGAGUCUCCUCUCUAUCUGUACCAAUCAUCAAUUUUUUCACUAGGCAGUCUUGUUUGCAUCCUGCAAACACAACACUUAUUUGCUUUCUGGAGUGCCGUUGCAUGGAAGUAUUGGCUACUAAGGCUAGUAGUAAGUAAAGAAGUAAGAGCUUGAUGACUCAAGGAAAAUGAGACUUCUUUCACAUCACUUCAGCUCCAAAGACCUCUUGUCCAUGAUCAGUUGUUCUUCCUCUUGGCUGUCAAAGGCCGAGUCACUGUCUGUCUGGUACAAUUUUAAAUGUCAUUAUCAUACACAACAGUCCGAGCAAGAUAGAAAAUGGAGACAAGCAGAUGAAGAACAUAAACAGAACACGAACCAGGGACCGUCUAUUGGCUCUCCAGCUCGAAUCCAGAAGCUUAUUGCCUCCCAAUCAGAUCCGCUCCUUGCUAAAGAAAUUUUUGAUUUAGCCUCACGAGAACCCAAUUUUCAGCACUACUAUGCCACUUUCCACACCCUCAUCCUCAAGCUUGGCCGUUCCCGCCAGUUCUCCCUCAUGCAGUCCAUCCUCACUUCCCUCAAGUCGCAGCAUUAUUCCGUCUCCCCAUCUCUUUUUUCGCACAUCAUCCAAAUCUAUGGUGAUGCUGGCCUACCUGACAAAGCCCUUAAAACUUUCUAUACUAUCCUGGAAUUCAAUAUGAAGCCCCUUCCGAAGCAUCUCAACCUCAUUCUUGAAAUCCUCGUAACUCACCGGAACUUUCUUCGCCCUGCAUUUGAUCUCUUCAGAUCUGCACAUACAUACGGAGUCUUGGCCAACACUGAGUCCUACAACAUUCUAAUGCGGGCGUUCUGUUUGAAUGAUGAUUUAAGUAUUGCAUACUCGCUGUUUAAUCAAAUGUUUAAGAGAGACAUCAGUCCUAAUGUAGAGUCAUAUAGGAUUCUGAUGCAGGGUUUGUGCCGAAAAAGUCAAGUGAAUACAGCUGUUGACUUGCUGGAGGACAUGUUGAAUAAAGGUUUUGUUCCCGAUGCUUUAAGUUAUAGUACUCUAUUGAACAGCUUGUGUCGGAAAAAGAAAUUUAAGGAGGCUUACAAGCUUCUUUGCAGAAUGAAAGUAAAGGGUUGCAAUCCUGACAUUAUCCAUUACAAUACAGUAAUUCUGGGGUUCUGUAGAGAAGGUCGUGCUGCUGAUGCCUGUAAAAUCCUCGAGGACAUGCCAUCAAAUGGGUGUAUUCCCAAUUUGGUUUCAUAUAGGUCAUUAGUUGGGGGUCUAAGCGAUCAGGGAAUGUACGAUGAGGCUAAGACUUACAUGGUGGAAAUGAUGUCAAAAGGGUUCUCUCCACAUUUUUCUGUUGUUCAUGCAGUUGUGAAAGGUUUCUGCAACCUAGGUAAAAUUGAGGAAGCUUAUGGAGUAGUGGGGAGUAUUUUGAGGCACGGUGAACCCCUACAUACAGAUACAUGGGAAGUAAUCAUAUCCAGGAUCUUGGAAUGGGAUACUGCUGAAAAAAUUGGGAAUAUCUUGGAGGAACUUAUUAGAGCUGAGAUAAAACCUGAAACGAGAAUAGUGGAGGCUGGCGCUAGGUUGGGUGAAUAUUUGAUGAACAGGGUAAAAAGUAAAUCAAGGAAAGGUUGAUCAUUUCACAAGAAUACGUCCUGUGAAGCUGCUCAAAACCUGCUAUAUACACGAAAAGCAUGUUUACCUCGGAAGAUAGCAAAUGCACAUGACAGCUUUUGUGCCUUUUUCAGGUUUGUAGAAUUCUUUUCGCGGCGUAAGAGUUGUUGAUCCCAUAGACUUGAGUCUUGACAAAUCAUGUUGAAGUUCUCAACAUUAUGCCUACGAGUGGAGCAACUUUGACAGAAGCAGAAAUGUAGAGACACUGAGUAAUUUACUAACCUGUCAUCUUCAAUGUCAAGUUAGGUUGGUUCAGUGUCAUCGAAUAUCUCUCAGUGUAGAACUUUUUUGACUGUAGCUUCUAUUGGUACUUUGGUAUUAUGUUAUCAACAGUUGUGGAAAAGGAGAUUUGUCAUCUACUGUAUAUGUAUUAAAGAAAAAAAGACUUGCUAUAUAUGAUGUGAUUUUCUGGCGAA